CAUAGUGACCUGAGUGAACUAGGCUACUCCCACACAGACAUCGGACCAGCUGCGCUCAGCACCACUGGGACAGAAGACUGUAAGCCGAACGUCGAGUUGGAGUGAGCGAGAAGUUGAACUAGCUACAUUUACACACCCGAGGAUUUAAAGCUUCCUCUGACGUUUCAUCAUGGCCGAGAUGGCCGAGAGUCACUUUUCUCUGAUGAGUCUGGAGGAUGAACUGACCUGCAGCAUCUGUCUGAGUCCCUUUGACUGUCCGGUGACCAUCCCCUGUGGACACAACUUCUGCCAGGACUGCCUGCUCGCCACCUGGAAGGACUCGUACAGCUGUCCUCAGUGCCGGACCCACUUCGCCACCAAACCGGAGCUGAAGAAAAACACGGUCCUCAGCACCGUUGUGGAGACUUUCAACUUGAGGACGAGCAAGAGCGAGACCGGCCUGAAAGAAACGUCCGAGGAGACCAAUGAAGCCGCGAAACAACAGAAUGUCAUACGUUGUGAUGCAUGUAUGGAAGCGGAGGCGUCCCAGACCUGCCUCACCUGCAUGGCCUCUUUCUGCGAGGAGCACCUGCGGCCUCACCGGGAAAACCCAGUUUUUCGUCUCCACCAACUGAUCGAGCCUGUCGGCGACCUGUCGGAGCGCAUCUGCCCGGACCACCACAAGCUGAUGGAGCUCUUCUGCAGCCAACAUGGCCGCCCAAUCUGCAGCCUCUGCCUCCAGCAGGUCCACAAAGGCUGCUCCUUCAUUUCUCCAGAGGAGCAGAGGAACAUGAAAGAGUCCGACCUGAGAGGCAAGUUAAGUUUGCUGGACGGGAAGAUUACAAAGAAUGAGAAUGUGUUAUCUCUAAUGGGUGACAUGCAGGACAAGCUAAAGGACUCGGCGACCAACAGGAAGGCUGCUUUGGCAGCUGAGUAUCAGCAGAUCCGUGAUAUGUUGGCUCGAGAGGAGCGUGAUGCUCUGAUCACAGUGGACCGCGAGCUGGAGGGUGGUCAGACCAAACUCAAGGGUCUCGCGAAGAAGUUCACCGAAAACGUUGACACUUUGAGCAAAGCUAGAGAAGAUAUCCACAGUCUGCUGAGUCAGUCCCAAACUCUGGCCUUCCUACAGUCUUCGUUUAACCUGCCCCCGGCCGUCAACUUUGAACCCCACACCCCUCGAAUCAACCUGGACUCCAAGAAGGUGACGGCAGCACAGGCCUUCUCUGCUGCCCUGAAGGAGCAUCUGACAGACCUCCUGAAACAGCCGCUAGACGCCAGACUGCUGAAACUUAAACCAGAUGGGAAAGCAGAUCCUGACUCGGCACCCGCAAGUUCUGGAAGUACUGGAUUUCAGCCAAAAUCUGAAGAACCCAAGCCGCAAAAGCAGAAAAAAGCGCCCAGGUCCCACAGUCCAGGUCGUCCACCCGUCCAGCCAUCGUUCCAGCCAGUCCCUGGACCUGGUUUUAUGGGGCCACAUGGAAACUUCUUUCGACCCCAGCAUCCACCUGGCCCUUUCAGGGGUUCUCCAUUUAUGGCAGGACAAAGGCCAGGAGCUUAUCGUGGCUUUAUGCCUUUCAACCCUUCCCAGGAAACUGAGCUGAUGUGGACAGAUAAAGGGUUUCAACCCAAAGCAGGCCCAAAGAAAAAACCUCAAAAACAAAAACCUCCCCAAGCCAAAGAGGACAACAUGGGAAAAAAGGAUCAAGCCCGUUCAAUGGAGAACCUGUUGGAGUUCGUGGGGAGCGACGAACCCAGAGGCUGUAGUCCUGCAGCCGAAUCCAAAAAGCAACCAGAAAUGUUGGACAUUCCCCCAAACAUAACAUCUGCUGAGAAAAGAACUGAACUUCUGAAAUAUGGCACGAUACUCACUUUGGAUCCAAAGACGGCCCACAAACGCAUCGCACUGAGCGAGGGCUUCACUAAGGCCUCUGUGUCAGACGAGCACGCAGACUACCCCGACUGCCCCGAACGCUUCGCCGUCUGCUCCCAGGUGCUCGCCUCCAAGGGCUUCUCUAGAGGCCGCCACUACUGGGAAGUCCGGCUGAGCAGCAGCAACUUCAUUGGCGUAGGCUUGGCCUACAGCAGCAUUGACCGCAAAGGUCCCACCAGUCGACUGGGCCGCAACGCCCACUCCUGGUGCGUGGAGUGGUUUAACGUCAAGCUGUCGGCUUGGUACAACAGCGGUGAGACCGUGCUGGUCAAUCCCAAUCCAAAGCGCAUAGGCGUGCUGUUGGAUUGUGACGAGGGCACUGCUACGUUCUAUAACGUGGCCGACAGGGCAUACCCCUUCCACUCCUUUGUGUUCCCCUUUGCUGAAGCGGUGUAUCCGGCUUUCUGGAUUUUCUCAAGUGGCUCGUCCAUUUCUUUGUGCAAACUGCAGGCAUGAGGAGCAUAUGCAAUUUAAUGGCAUAUGCAGGCAGGCAAACACAUGUAUACAGUCAAUCCUUUGUUCUAAUCGCGAUCAUUAAUGAUUGAAAAGAAUACUUUCCUAGUUGUACUAACAGCAAAAAUGUCAACAUAUUGUAUAUACCCAAGAUUAUUUAAAAAAAAAAAAAAACAAAAAAAAAACACUUUCCAGUUAUACCUCCAGCUGAAUGCUUAUGGCAUUUUGUGCUGUUGGAAUGGGUCAAGUGAACCAAUGAUUAUGCCCACUAUUAGUGCUUACUUAGUGCCCCUCUGUUAGUUCUGCUUUAAACCAAGAAAAUGAAGGAAUAGAUGGUGGUGGUUGAUCUGCCCAGCCUGAGAACAUUAGUCCAAAGACAGCUUUAAGCAUCACAACUGAAAUGGAUGUCAAGAGUUAAUGGCAUGUCAUAGCUACUGUAAGUCCCUAGCUGUUGUCGUUAGCUAUGCUGAGCAGCAGCUCAAAAGAUGAGCAGCAUCGAUGAUCUGCUACUUUUUUCCCCUCAAACUUAACUGAAACGGAUGCAAAACGUAUACAGCAAGUAGUUAACAAUAUAACUCAGUCCCUUUCAGCCAGUUGCCUUGAUGGCCUGAAGCUGGGAGGAGUGGUAGCUGGGUUAUCUUGUGCUGGUUUCAAGUUUCAGAGAUUUGAUCUACUUCCUCUUUUACUAGGACUGUAACAACACACACAGAGCACACCGCUCACUUACCGUACAGCGUGUGUAUACAAGUGUGUCUACUGUAUUGUGAAUGUGACUGGAAAAAAAAAAGUGAUUUAAUUACAUCACUCUCCAGCAUAUGUCAGUACAGUGUUUUCAUAUGACAUCUGCAUGUGAAAAAUGUAUUGUUUUGGAGUGCAGCUCUUAAGGUUAUAGGGCUGGGCGCUAUGGCAAAAGGUUAAGAUAUUUUCAAAUCACAUCAUUUAUGGGUCGUUUCUGGUGACCUUAAAGAUUUCCUAUAUUCCCUAGAUCUUUCCAGUUUUUGAAACCAAAACAACACUAAAAGACUGCCCAGUGAUUGGCUAGAAAUACAGUAGAUAAGAGGGUUCCUGUGAUGUGAUUGGAUGUUCCGUGUGCAUAAGCAUUGUAUACCCAAUAGACAGACAAACGUUCAUCAAGAUAAGAAAAUAAAUUGUCCGUACCACCCAGCCCUAUAUCUUUACUUCCUGAACUCUUUGACUGAUUCAGCUGAUGAGAAGAGAAGUCCUAUAGACUCUGUUUCAUCACUUUCCAACAGUCACUUUUAUUUGUUAUUUUUAUGGUAUUGUGCCAUUUUCAUUGGUGGAGUUUGAGCCAGAGAGAGAGAGAGAGAGACCUUGGCCAAAUUUGAACCCGGGAUGUGAUGUUUGCAUGGUGUGCUCCAAAUGCAAUGCUAUAAUGUCACAUCUAUGGGAGGCA
This is a messenger RNA of Perca flavescens (yellow perch), 3776 nucleotides long. RefSeq names its product E3 ubiquitin/ISG15 ligase TRIM25. Gene Ontology annotation, molecular function: zinc ion binding; protein binding. NCBI's taxonomy places the organism in Eukaryota, Metazoa, Chordata, Actinopteri, Perciformes, Percidae. The transcript has 12 exons. Bases 170 to 2365 code for a protein of 731 amino acids. The record is from RefSeq and is a predicted model, not a curated record.